ACAGCUCUGACAAGGGAGAAAGAAGUUUACCAUAAAAAAAUCAAGAAAAUAAAAAAGCUUGAGAGAGAGAGAGAGGGGCUCAUAUAAACAAAACCCCAUUAUCAUAUAUAUUGACAAAAAUAUUUAAUGCAAGAAAAAGUAAAAGGUUCUUGUGUUCUGUUGAGAACUGAAGGAAAAAAAGCUAAAGACAAAUACAUAGGGCAGGGAGGGACGGGGAGUUUGUGUGUACUUAAAGGGGAAAAAAGAGAGGAAAAACUAGUUAUAGAUUUCUGUUUUGUUUUGGGUAGGAACACCCUUCCCUCUCUUUCUUUUGGCCCAUCACCAUCAUUGUCCUAUUUUGUACAGCUUUUUGGUAUUACUAUCUUCCAUUCUUUAUCCGUUUCUCCGAUUCUUGUUCUGAUCCAGCGCCAUUGAAUCUCUCUCUUUCUCUUGUUUUGCCAUCUGGGUUUUGUCUGAAAGGCUUAAAGAACACAUCUUUUAAUUGAAGUACUCAUAAAAAUCCUAACUUUCUCUCUUUUUUUGUGAUCUCUGUGUUGGGUGCUUUUUGUUUGGUACAUGAUGGCUGUAGACGACCAAAGGGGUGGUAAUUCAGUUAAUGAAAAAAAGUUUCCUGUUGGAAUGCGUAUUCUAGCUGUUGAUGAUGACCCAAUUUGCCUCAAAGUUUUGGAGAAUUUGCUUCGUAAAUGCCAGUAUGAGGUUACAACUACCAAUCAAGCAGUCACUGCGCUGGAAAUGUUGAGAGAAAACAGAAACAAGUAUGACUUGGUUAUCAGUGACGUUAACAUGCCAGACAUGGAUGGCUUUAAGCUCCUUGAACUCGUGGGGCUCGAAAUGGACCUACCUGUCAUAAUGUUAUCAUCUCAUGGUGAUAAAGAGUUUGUAUACAAGGGCGUUACACAUGGUGCUGUUGACUAUUUGCUAAAACCUGUUCGAAUGGAGGAGCUCAAAAACAUAUGGCAACACGUAAUCAGGAGAAAGAAAUGGUAUCCCGAGGACCAAAACAGGUCCCCAAAUCAAGACAAGGGUGAUGACGGAGCUGGAGAAGGGGAACAAGGAGUGACAUCAACUGGUAGUGCGGAUCAAAAUGGAAAACUAAAUAGGAAACGUAAGGACCAAGAUGAUGAGGAUGAAGAAGAGGGUGAAGAUGGAGAUGAUAAUGAGGUAUCUGGGAAUCAGAAGAAGCCUCGAGUUGUCUGGUCUGUUGAUUUGCAUCAGAAGUUUGUCGCCGCUGUUAAUCAAAUGGGUCUUGACAAGGCUGUUCCAAAGAAAAUACUUGACCUGAUGAAUGUUGAUGGCCUUACAAGGGAAAACGUGGCAAGUCAUUUGCAGAAAUUUAGGCUUUACCUGAAAAGACUAAGUAGUGGAGGAAACCAGCAAGGCAACAUGGUUUCUGCAUUCGGUGCUAAAGACUCAUCUUACUUGCAAAUGAGUUCAGUUGAUGGAUUUGGAGAUUUUCGCUCUAUGCAUGGACCAGGAAGGCUUUCAACCACUUCUCUUUCAUCAUAUCCAUCUGGGACUUUUCUUGGUAGAUUGAACUCUCCUGGGGGUUUAACCUUGCAGGGAAUAGCUUCUUCUGGGCUGCACCAGCCAGGUCUCUUACCAACAAACCAGGGUACAAAUUUAUUUCAAGGGAUUUCAUCAGCACUGGAGCCCAAGCAACUACAAAUGAAGUCCAUUAACCAUAUUGGAGAGUUUAAUCAGAAAGGUGAUACAGCAGGUUUUACACUUGCAAGUUGCUUCCCAGAUGUCAAAGUGACUAUUGGUAGCUUGAGCAACACCAUAUCUGGUGCCACAAGCAGCCCUCCGAUAUUACAAGCGAACCCACAACAAAAUCAUAAUAGAGGAUCAUUGGUGACUCAAUCUUCUCUAAGCAUGCCUUCAUUGAAUCAGGAGUCUUUUGAUGUUGGUGUCCAGGGCUCUUCAAAUUUUCUGAAUCAUAGUAGAUGUGAUGAUAACUGGCAGGGUGCAGUUCAAUUGUCCACUUUUCCUUCUUUGCCAAUCGGUGAACCUUUCCGACAUGAUCAAUUACCUUCCAGUACCUUGAGAGGCAAUAUAUCUUCCACUACCUGUCACAUUGUUAAUAGCCCCAUCGAUUUUUCCUCUACGGGUUCUCUCACAGCACCUUUAGAAGAUUCCAGAGUAGACAUGCAAGGACAAACAGACUUUAUUGGUAAUAUUUUUCAGAAUACAACAAAUUACAUUUCAAAGAACAGAUGGGAAGAAAAUAGCCAAAACUAUAAUCCUGGUCUAAAUGGUUCAUUCGGUGCCAUGAAUUCCCUGGUUUCUGGCAAUGGUUCCAGUGGUGCAUUGAACCAGAGUAUGGACCAAAGGAAACGGUUUGGCGCAUCUAUGAUUGGUCAAUCAAACAGUGGGACUCUAUCCAUGUUUCAGCAUCCUGAUGUUGAGAAUUUUGCUUUGGAUCCAAAAAUGAGGUCUAACGAGGAUGUUAUCUUGGCACAAACAAAGUCCCAGAAUGGUUUCGUUCAAAAUAAUUAUGAGUCUUUGGAUGAUAUAAUGAAUGAAAUGAUCAAACAGGUACGGGAAUAUUUUUUUUGCUUUAUCCAUCUCAAUUACAAACUUCAUAUGCGUUCUUUUCAGCUUUUCCAGUCACCAUUUCAAGUUUUCGUGCUCUAAAGAAGUUAGGAAACUUUUUUUAAUUGACUCUUUUGCUUCUUUUUGGUAAAAACUAUAAAAGCUCAAGACGAUGACAACAUAGAUAACCUUUAUUAUCCAGUUGAUAAAAUGUGAGUUGGUUGUGGUUGCACGUAUUUACGUUCUUGUUUGGAUUCUUUGUUGUGAUAGACAGACUAUGUUAUUCAUAUCAAUUAGCUACUUCCAUUUCACAAGUAAUAAUUAUGUGAUGGGUAGGCUUUUUCUUAGUCUCCAUUUAUUAAAAAAAAAAAAAAAUCAUGCUACCUUGCAAACAUUUGUAGUGACUGAAAGGCGAAUGAAAGAGAGGAGAGAACGCAAGUGUGUAUAAUCGAAAAUCAUUAUAUCCUAUUCGAUAGAUAGAACUCAAAGCCAACUUGUAUGCAUAAUGAUAAAGGGAAUGGUGAAUCAUUUCUGUAGCCAAACUCCCUAUUAUUACUGUUCCUGUGAAAGUUUUGAAUUAGUAGCUGCUUGUUUCA
Populus trichocarpa (black cottonwood) is the source of this 3128-nucleotide messenger RNA. Its product is annotated as two-component response regulator ARR12. Gene Ontology annotation, biological process: cytokinin-activated signaling pathway; phosphorelay signal transduction system. Gene Ontology annotation, molecular function: DNA binding; DNA-binding transcription factor activity. The coding region runs from base 556 to 2634 and encodes 692 amino acids. The transcript is spliced from 5 exons. The record is from RefSeq and is a predicted model, not a curated record. Lineage: Eukaryota; Viridiplantae; Streptophyta; Magnoliopsida; Malpighiales; Salicaceae.